Messenger RNA from Myotis daubentonii (Daubenton's bat), 3991 nucleotides. RefSeq names its product solute carrier family 10 member 7 (gene SLC10A7). NCBI's taxonomy places the organism in Eukaryota, Metazoa, Chordata, Mammalia, Chiroptera, Vespertilionidae. Gene Ontology annotation, cellular component: plasma membrane. The record is from RefSeq and is a predicted model, not a curated record.
CAGAUGCCGACAGACACAUUUCUGAUCAAGCCCGCGGCGGCCCUUUCCGCAGUCUCGGGGCGAAGCGGAAGAGAACGUCUCCGUAGAUGUGUUCCAGGGGCGCUGGCGGCUGUGCCUACAGGUUUGUUGGAGAAGGACCCUCGAUUAGUCCAGGUGGCUGUGGCGCCUUCCGGCUCUCCCCGCCCCAGUCAUCCCUAAGGUUCCGCAGGCCUUGCAAGUGGCGAGUCCGUCAGCCCCACCCGGCGGGCAGCCUCUUUUCCCGGCCCGCCCGCGCCGGCCCGCCUGGCCCAACGGUCCGCUUCGGAGCCUUCGCGCACGGGAGAGGCGGCCCGAGCGGCGCCGGCGGGUGCGCGUCUAUCCGGAGGCGCGUGGUAGUGAUGGCGGCGCUCAGUGAGGCUUUGCUGUCACUGGAUACUACUACUCCCAGCCCUCCGCGAAGCCGCCCGAGCAGCCUCCGGGUCUCCCGUUUACAAGUAGCAAUUUGACUUGCUCUGCUGCAUGUUAAGAGGGACGGUGGAAAGUGUGCGGACGCCCCCGGGAUUCAGCGAACGCAGCUCCAAAAGGAAAAAAGGCAAACAAGUAAACAAAACCCACCCAUCCUGACAAACAUGAGGCUGCUGGAGAGACUGAGGAAAGAAUGGUUCAUGGUCGGGAUCGUGCUGGCGAUCGCCGGAGCGAAGCUGGAGCCGUCCAUCGGGGUGAACGGGGGACCACUGAAGCCAGAAAUAACUGUCUCCUACAUUGCUGUUGCAACUAUAUUCUUUAACAGUGGACUAUCAUUAAAAACAGAGGAGCUGACCAGUGCUUUGGUGCAUAUACGACUGCAUCUUUUCAUUCAGAUCUUUACGCUUGCAUUCUUCCCAGCAGCAAUAUGGCUUUUUCUUCAGCUUUUAUCAAUCACACCGAUCAAUGAAUGGCUUUUGAAAGGUUUGCAGACUGUGGGUUGCAUGCCUCCCCCUGUGUCUUCUGCAGUGAUUUUAACCAAGGCAGUCGGUGGAAAUGAGGCAGCAGCAAUAUUUAAUUCAGCCUUUGGGAGUUUUCUGGGCAUUGUUAUAACACCCCUGCUACUGCUGCUUUUUCUCGGCUCAUCCUCUUCGGUGCCUUUUACAUCUAUUUUUUCUCAGCUUUCUGUGACGGUUGUGGUGCCUCUCAUUAUUGGACAGAUUGUCCGAAGGUACAUCAAGGACUGGCUUGAAAGAACGAAGCCUCCUUUCGGUGCUAUCAGCAGCAGCGUGCUCCUCAUGAUCAUCUACACCACCUUCUGCGGCACGUUCUCCAACCCGAACAUUGACCUGGAUAAGUUCAGCCUUGUGGUCAUACUGUUCAUAAUAUUUUCUAUUCAGCUGGGCUUUAUGCUUCUAACCUUCAUCUUUUCAACAAGGAAUCCCGAUGCUGAAGAUCGUGUUCGCAGGCCACGAGCACCUCUCCUUAAUCUCCGUCCCUCUGCUCAUCUACCACCCGGUGCAGAUCCUCCUGGGCAGCGUGCUGGUGCCCACGAUAAAGUCGUGGAUGGUGUCGCGGCAGAAGGGAGUGAAGUUGACGAGACCAAUCGUAUAGCGCAGGAGGUGCCCGGCCUGCGGCGAUGUACAUAUGUACAGGGUUGUGCACAGUCCUGAGACUCGUACUUGUGAAUGUUGCUUUGAUGCAUAUUUUAUUUUUUUACACACAGAAAAUGAUAAAACUGUUGAAGUGCCUUAAAAAUGUAUUUGACAAGAGCGUUAUUUCCAAAACCAACUUUGUUGGUUACUGCCAGGGGUGGUGCAGUAUUUUGGAGUUGUUUAAUAUUUCUUUUCCUAACGCAGGGAACAGUCAUCGUAAGUGACAAAAGCCCCAGCUUUGUGCAUACAACUCUGUCAUGGUUACUGUACUGUUCGAAAGGAGGUCGUACCAUCAGAGAAAUGCCCUUCCGAAGACGGGGACUACUUCCAAAGUCUUACUCACAAGUACUUUGAUUUACUGUGUGAUUUUCUUCUACAACUGUGACAUGCCUCUUAUCAACUCCACAGGAGUCAUAGACUGAAAAGCAUAAUUUAUCUGCAUUCCUUGACAUCUAUUUUUUAGACAUUCCUUCAAAUAGUUUCCACACAGAAAUUCCUCUGUGCCAUGAUCAGAAAUUGUGAUAGUAUGUGUCUUAAAUUUACUAUAAGCUGCUUCAAAGAAAAGACCGGAUGGUUGAGUUAUGGUCAAUUAAGUGACGUUUUGAGGAAAACUACAAGAUAUGGUUUUCAGGAUUUUCAAAAUCAUAGAUGUUUCAUUUUUCUUCCAAUUUAACUUCUUUCCUAUUUUCCAACACACUCGCAAACUCAUAAUAGCCAAAUGUGAGACACAAAAAUGUUAUCAGUUUGAAAGCAUCAGUGAUUAAUGAUGGACUAUAUUCACAUUCCACGACUGAGAAAAACUUUUCCUGUUACAUAGAUGUGCUGAGCACAAAUCACCCUGUUAGCCAGAAGCAGCAGCCUGUUACAUCCUUGAAUUAAGCACACUUACGGCAUUUGAGACAAGUUAUAAAUGAAAAUUUCCUUGGCAGGCUUGGCAAACGAUUGCGACAUUUAAAAAAAUUUAAAUCAGAUUGCUGUUAUGAAUAAAUGGAAAUAUGAAGGUCAUAGAUGCAAACAGAUGUUACAGAUACACAUUCUUUCUACCCAAAUGGAAAAAAAAAAAUGGACACAGAAAAUGCAAAACCAUUUAUUGGCCAAAGUAGUAAGUAAAAUUCAUUCCCAAUUGGGCUUCAGCUUUCAAAACAGUGUUGAAUAUUUGCCUCUGCGAGUGAAGAGCAUUCACUGGACCCAAAGAGAGAAUAGAGCAAUAUGUAAAGUCAGGGGAACUCUCUGCUUCCCGCACACCCUCUGUGACAUCCUCUCCAUGUGUCUUUCUUGAUCUGACAGACAAGAUCGGCGCCCGGGAGCACACCAGGGCCACGCUGUCCUCGGCAGCUGUCCUGUUGUUUUGUCAACAAAAGAAAAAUCAUUCCUUAGAAACCGAUCAAGUUCAUCAAUUGUGUGACUUUGUAUUCUUGUUACUACCAGGCCUCGUCUCCUGUGGGCUUCUUCUGACUCAUUUCAACAUCACUGAAUUUCAUAAAUUUCAGAACAGUUAUCCUCAGUGUCAAUUUUAAAGCCAGUGCCAGACCUUGCAUAAAACUACGCUAAAUGGGCUAUUUGUCAAGAAUUUUCAUCGUCGAGACUUUUGUAAUUUUGUUUGAUACUUUGGAUGCUUACAAAUGGAGCUCAGAAAGGUUUUUGUGUUCUGUUCCUGUAAACUUCUUUAAAGUUCAGAGUAAAUGAAAUUGAGUUACAAUAAAAGCUAGCAUUAGAAUACUGUUUUUCCCCCCAACUUAUCUACCUCUCUUGUCAAACACCUAUAGUAGGUGUGUGAUUAUGGGAUAAUAUUCAACGGAAAAUACUAUAACAUCUUUUGCUUUAAAAAAAAAUCUUUUUUUUUUAAUAAUCUACAUGGUGAAUGUUGGUGGCUUUAGUGAUAUGUUUAUGCCUAUUUCUUUUACACAAAUGCUGUGGCAUAUUUUUCCAUAAAGGAAAAACAGAAUUAAAAUUUAUUUUUAAUUCAUGUUUAUUGGGAUUUAAUUAUUCAUGUCUGAAAAUACUUUAUUAUGUUUAUGUACUGUCAAGCUAUCUGUUCUAUGCAUUUGUUUUGUCUAAGUGUAUUUAUGAAAGAAAUAAUUAGAUUAUAUUUAUGUUUACCCAUUUUUCCACCUGGAUUUUUUUAAUGGCUGUUAUGAAAUUUGAUUAUUUUAGUGGGUGAUAAUGUUCAUCUCUUCAUAUGUUCUUUUCUAAGUUUUAAAAUUUUUGUGGGUUUUUUUUCAAGUUCUUUCCUGUUCUGUUUGAAAUUAACACACCUCUGGCUAAUGUUCAGUGUUUGUUUAUGCUAAAUACCAAAUUUUUUCAAAAGGAUUGGUAAAGUAAUAAAGUGGAUUAUUUAUGAUGAAUGGAAGAUGAAAAGGAUUCUAUGAUUAAACAAAGAAAUGUUUCAGAAA